AUGUUAAAGUAUUGUAGGCAGCUGAAGACGUUACACGCACUGCAGGUAAGAGGAACGAUCCACGCAGGGUCCAAGAGCUAUCUGGUGAUGAAGAACAGAUUAGAAGGUUCCUGGGCCUUUAAUUCUGAUGCGAAGAGAUUUAAGCAUGACGGGAGUAUGGUGCAGGAGCUGGAGGGUGAAGGAAAGCGCGGUAACGCGAGCGUGCUAGAAGAGGCGUGGGACACAAGUGGGGACGAUGACAUUCUACAGCAUAUUGCCGCACUUGAGGAGCGACGUGGCGAGCCUGACCCCAGCAUGUGCUCUGGUGUGGCAUCGGGAACCCGUUUGGAAGUACAGAUGCAACGUACAGAGGCAGAGAUUAAGCAGUCAAAAGAAGCACCAGAGCCGCUGAUAGAGCUUCCUGAUGUGCAAAUACUGGGCUCAAAAACUGUUGACUCCAAAGAGUCAAUCAAGAAUUCCGCUGCUGGGACCCAGGAGCUUGCGUUUUUAACUCAGCGCCCGACGCUUCACGAGCACAUCUCCGCGGAUCAGCCACAAGCUUCAGAUCAACGCCCUUCUGCUUCUCCAAAGCGAGUGCAGUGCUUCAUGCUGAGUGAUGAGCAGCGUAAUGUGCUAAAGCUGGCGGAAGAGGGUACCAAUAUAUUUUACACAGGUAGCGCGGGGACCGGUAAGUCCAUUCUUCUUCGGGAACUGAUAAAGAAACUGAAAACGGUACAUGGACGCCAGGGCGCUGUUGCGGUGACGGCUUCUACAGGUCUAGCAGCAUGCAACAUCGGCGGGAUAACAGUGCACUCCUUCGCAGGCAUAGGCCUGGGGAAUAGUCCGAAGGAAAACCUUCUUAAGAAGGUCAAACGGUCGCGAAAGCACGUGCAACGCUGGCAGAAUUGCAAGUGCCUGAUUAUAGAUGAAAUAUCUAUGAUAGACGGCGAAUUGCUCGAUAAGUUGGACUACAUUGCCCGCAAGAUCAAAAAGAGCAAGGCCCCAUUUGGCGGCAUACAAUUGAUUUUAUGCGGUGACUUUUUCCAGCUUCCUCCUGUCACAAGAGACAACCAACAACCCAAUUUCGCAUUUGAUUCAGAAGCAUGGAAGCAGGCAAUUACCGCGACCAUCGUCCUGACACGGGUAUAUAGACAGCAAGGUGACACGAAGUUCAUCCAGAUGCUGAACGACAUGAGGCUGGGCAAGAUCUCUGAGGAAACGGAAGCGGAGUUCAGGAAGCUGUCGCGGCCGCUAGUUACUGAUGAUAUUAUACCGGCUCAGCUUUUUAGCACUAGAGUAGAGGUGGAGCGGGCUAACGGUAGUCAAUUGGCAAAACUACCAGGCAAACGACGGGCAUAUAAUGCAAUAGAUGGUGGAGAUUUAUCGGACGAGGAACUGAAACAAAGAUUGCUCGCUAACUUUCUGGCUCCGAAGCGACUAGAACUUAAAGUCGGCGCACAGGUUAUGAACAUUAAGAACUUCGAUGAUACACUCGUAAACGGAUCACUGGGGAAGGUCAUUGACUUCAUCGAUGAGGCAACAUUUAUGUUCUAUCAAAGUGUUCGCGAUGAUGAUCUUGACGUUGCAGAAUGGGAGAAAUAUCGGGAUGCAUUAGCGAAAAACGACUGGAACGCCCCCGAGCUUGAUGAGGAUGAGGAGCCCAAGAAGGAGACCCGCACAAGCAUGGUCAAGAAAGCUCUGCGAGAGAAGUUUAGGACGAUAGACACAGAUGACACUGUAGACCACUUGGGCGACACGAUAUUCGAUUUCUUAAAGGAUGAUCGAGAAGUCACAGAUCCUGAAGUGAAGGCCAAUCUAGAACGGAAGAAGCAGCUCUUACAGGAAGUUCACAUGAGCUCAAAGGGUAAGAAGUUGCCAUUAGUGCAAUUCUUCCAGCCCGACAAUACCACCAGAACAGUUUUAGUUCGAGAAGAGGCAUGGGCUAUCGAGGACGAAAAUGAGAAGCCUCUAGUAACGAGAGUUCAAUUGCCACUCAUGCUUGCAUGGGCCUUGUCCAUUCAUAAAUCUCAAGGCCAAACACUAAACAAAGUGAAAGUGGAUCUCAGACGUGUUUUUGAAAAGGGCCAAGCGUAUGUGGCCCUUUCUAGAGCGGUAUCUAGAGGCGGCUUACAGGUGUUGAACUUUGACAAAGAAAAGAUCCAAGCGCACAGUAAAGUCGUUGAGUUUUAUGAUAGUCUUGUCAGCGCCAACGACGCGGUGAAAAUGCGCAAAGACGUUCAACGGAAAAUAUCUUUUCCAAUAACCAAGUCUAAAGCACCCAAUGCACCAACGCUCCCACUUGCACCUCAAUUACGAGGAAACUCCAUAAUAACCCUUUUAGAGCGGUCAAACAAAAAUAGCGGUAGGUCGCUGUCGCAGAAGUUUAGUUAUGUUCCAUCUCAGUCAAACAACCAGGCUCCGAGCCCUUAG
This is a messenger RNA of Eremothecium gossypii ATCC 10895, 2409 nucleotides long. RefSeq names its product DNA helicase PIF1 (gene PIF1). Gene Ontology annotation, biological process: telomere maintenance; DNA repair. The record is from RefSeq and is marked provisional. Gene Ontology annotation, molecular function: ATP hydrolysis activity; DNA helicase activity. Bases 1 to 2409 code for a protein of 802 amino acids. The transcript has a single exon. NCBI's taxonomy places the organism in Eukaryota, Fungi, Ascomycota, Saccharomycetes, Saccharomycetales, Saccharomycetaceae.